GAAGGCUCAACAACACGAGCCUCCUAAGAAUACUUAGUCAAUGAGUAAAGAAACUGUGGCUAAGAACAAAUCACAGGCUAGUGCUUCGACUUUACCUAGUAAGCUUCCGAAGUGUGAAGUCAAGUUUGACAUGACUGAGACUUCAGACAACAAGGUGGAUAAGAAACCAUCUAUUUCAAAGGGAAAAGGUAGGGCUAGGGAAGUAUCCCCUAAGCCCAUCCGUACAGAAGCCAUCUACGCCCCAGCAGAUACUAUUGUUGAUGCAGUAAUGUCUUCCGUUAGCAAUGUUAAGCAGAAGACUGCUGUCGAAGCCACUACAAAGAAGGGUAAGGAAUGCGAGAGGCCUUCCGCUGAUCCUCGCGACCCUGCUGUAUCUGCGGGCCAAAUUGCUCUGCAUAGCUAUUUAGGACUAGCUAUCAGUAAUGCAGUGGGGUCACAGUCUCGACGGAAUUCAUUAAGUUCUAUGUCGUCGGCCUCAGUACAAUCCCCUAGUGUGACCGAUGGGUCAGACUCAGGGAAUUCAAGCCCUUCUGAUCCCUCUGAUUCAUCAUUCUCUGAUUCAGACUCUUCGAGCUCCAGCUCAUCGAGUUCUAGUGGGGCUCAUCAUCAUCGUAAGCAUUGUCAAUGGCAUCACAAGGCACACCAUCGUCAUAAGUCCAAGAAGGACAAACGGCCCCUGUGGAAGCCAGUUUCACCUCAGCCUUAUGAUGGUCGUGCCGAUGCUGAGGUGUUCCAUUGCUUCGUUAGGCAAGCAACGGAAAUGAUUAAUGGGUACAACAUACCUCGCCAUAUGAUCCCCUCGACCAUAGCAAACUAUUUGACUGGUCGAGCAUAUGACUUCUAUGCCAAUACCAUAGCUGAAGAUCCUCGUCGUUGGAUGAGGCUGAGGGAUAUUUUCAUUGGGCUAUUCAACUAUUGCUUCCCAAUGGAUUUCUGACUUCAGAUUUGCGCAAAACUAGAAAAGUUCUGUCAGUAUGACUGAACAGUGCGAGACUAUGCACAUAAGUUGCGAAGCCUCUUAAGGCUGGCUGGUCACUCAGUCGAUGACCAAGAAUCAGUCAUGCGACUGUGGCGAGAACUCAACC
This is a messenger RNA of Somion occarium, 1085 nucleotides long. The record is from the annotation of a GenBank genome assembly. NCBI's taxonomy places the organism in Eukaryota, Fungi, Basidiomycota, Agaricomycetes, Polyporales, Cerrenaceae.